Messenger RNA from Cucurbita pepo subsp. pepo (vegetable marrow), 762 nucleotides. RefSeq lists its product as uncharacterized. The record is from RefSeq and is a predicted model, not a curated record. NCBI's taxonomy places the organism in Eukaryota, Viridiplantae, Streptophyta, Magnoliopsida, Cucurbitales, Cucurbitaceae.
AUGGAUUUAAAGCUCGGGAAAUCGCCGAUCUUACACGACGCUGCAUUCGCAAGGCGACUGUGUUUCCGCCUCUUCUUGUUCGCCUUCGCCGUCUCCAUUAUUCCCGCCGUCCACAUUUUCACCUCUUACGAUUCCAAAUCUUUCCAUUUUCCCAAAUCCCCACCCUGUCACGCCGCCAGUCACGGCGGCGCAGAUCAACUCCCCCGAGGCUCGUACCUGUUUCAGGGCCACUUCCUAAACCCCAUCUGGGACUCUUUAAAUUCAGAACAUUGCCAAGAAACUGUGAAUCUCACCAUCUCCGUCGUCAGGGAACUGGUCGAUGAAAAGCAUCUGUUCAACCAUAGCGCCAGAGCUCUGUUCGUCGGAGAGAGUUCGUCAGCCGCCGCAUCGGUGCUCCGGGAUUUGGGAUUUCCCGGCGCCGUCGGGAUUGAUAAGGGUCGGUUUAUCUCGCUGAAACAGAGGGAAGUUGGGUACAAACUUGAUUACCCAAAUGAUUCAUUCGAUUUCGUUUUAUUCAGAGGCAAGUUCAAGAUCUCUGUUCCCGAUUUGGUGGUGGGUGAAAUUGAGCGGGUCCUCGCCGGCGGUGGAACUGGGGCGGUGGUUAUCGGAAUCAAUUCUCCAGUAACGAUUGGAUUCGCCGGUAGGAUGCCGAGUUUACUGAAAUCUUCAUGUGUUGUAUCUUCGAAGCCCGUUAAUAAUUUGUUAAUCACUGUAUUCAAGAAGAAACAUCUCCAUGAGUUUUCAAUUAACUGCCCGAGUUAA